UAAAUGAAUUUCUGUUGCAUCGGUUGAUCUACUCUCCGUAGAGACAUGAAUCACCUUAAAAUAAGAAGCCAAUUCAAGUAUGUACAGCACAAAAUCGAAGCAAUAGACAAGGAGAGCUUCAGAUACAACUACAAUGUGAUAGAAGGUGAUGCCUUGAUGAACACCCUCGAGAAAAUCUCUUAUGAGACCAAGUUUGUGGCAGGUUCAGAUGGAGGAUCAAUCUGCAAGAGCAGCAGCAAGUAUCACGCCAUUGGUGACAUUGAGAUCAAGGAAGAAGAUAUCAAGGUCGGGAAAGAAAAGGCCUUGGGAUUGUUCAAAGCUGUUGAAGGAUACCUCCUGGCAAACCCUGACGCAUACAACUAAAGAAAUCAGCUUCUUAAUUAGUCUUUUGGCUUGUUUAAGAGCAUUUUGCUAUUUCUGUUAUUUCCCUUACGUUGAGGAGUGGAUGUUAUAUCAUUUUGAAAGAAAAUAUUAAUCAAAAUCACCAUUAUCU
This is a messenger RNA of Rubroshorea leprosula, 493 nucleotides long. The record is from the annotation of a GenBank genome assembly. Lineage: Eukaryota; Viridiplantae; Streptophyta; Magnoliopsida; Malvales; Dipterocarpaceae.